Messenger RNA from Periophthalmus magnuspinnatus, 824 nucleotides. It is a transcript of the gene spef1, whose product is annotated as sperm flagellar 1. Gene Ontology annotation, biological process: regulation of cytoskeleton organization. Gene Ontology annotation, cellular component: axoneme. Bases 126 to 824 code for a protein of 232 amino acids. The transcript has 8 exons. Gene Ontology annotation, molecular function: microtubule binding. The record is from RefSeq and is a predicted model, not a curated record. Lineage: Eukaryota; Metazoa; Chordata; Actinopteri; Gobiiformes; Gobiidae.
AAUUGGCCGUCGCUAAGCAACGCCUUAAACAACAGGUAGUUAAUCGAGGCUAAACAGUUAGCGUUAGCUAAGAGGGAUAUAUGAUUAUAAUAUAACAGCUGUGAAAUAAAUGUAUCUUUAAAAUAAUGGACCGAGAGCUGAAUGAGGAGGAACUGCAGGACUUGUACGCCUGGAUAGAUAAAAUACCACUUUCGCGGCCCAAGAGACACAUCACACGGGACUUCAGCGAUGGAGUGAUGGCUGCGGAGGUUGUGAAAUAUUAUUUCCCCAAACUUGUUGAUUUGCACAACUAUGUUCCUGCAAGUGGUACGCCACAGAAGCUCAGCAACUGGGUUCUUCUAAACAGGAAGGUAUUUUGCAAGCUGAACUUUCAGGUGACAGAUGACACAGUGAACAAGAUCGUGCUGAACACCCCAGGAGCCAUAGAGCCUAUUCUGAGCAACCUCAAGGAGAAAAUAGAGCAAAGACCAAAGCAGUCAAACAAUACAUUGGAUUUGGAGUAUUAUAACACCCAGAAUCAGGAGAAAGUCUAUGAGGGAAAAGAUCUGAAAAAUGGUGUGGGUGCUCAACUAAAUAAGGAAGAAAAGGGGAAACAAAAAAAGGGCAAAGAGCAGCCAAAGAUGAAUUUGAAUGUCCUGGACAGUGAUGUGCGACAAAUGGUGCAGGAGAAGGACAAGGAGGUGCUGUCUUUGAGGGAGACUGUGGAGAUUUUGCAAGUAAAGGUGAGCAAGUUGGAGCAUUUGGUUCGACUGAAGGACUUACGGAUUGAAGAGCUCACACGCCAUUUGGACACAUACAAAGCUAAAGGAAGUAACCCCAAGUAA